Frankliniella occidentalis (western flower thrips) is the source of this 2069-nucleotide messenger RNA. RefSeq names its product inactive hydroxysteroid dehydrogenase-like protein 1. The record is from RefSeq and is a predicted model, not a curated record. Gene Ontology annotation, molecular function: oxidoreductase activity. The transcript has 6 exons. Bases 180 to 1205 code for a protein of 341 amino acids. NCBI's taxonomy places the organism in Eukaryota, Metazoa, Arthropoda, Insecta, Thysanoptera, Thripidae.
UAUUUUCAGCAGUAUUUUCAGCAGACGAAAACUAUCUAAACAAAAAGAAGAUAGUACAAAAAAAAAGUCCGUCUCCUAAUGUUUUGAACAAACGGAGCGUACAAAACAUAUUUAGAAGGGGGGAAACCUUGCAGUGGAUCCGUGUUUACCCAUUUUCUUAGUGGGACAGCAAGAAAGUCAUGAGUUCUGUUGAUUCCGUAGCUUACUACAUGCACGAGCUGAACCGAGAUUCAGGGAUGUAUGAAGAAAUUCUGACUGUUUUGGGCAUCUGCUACCUUGGGAAACUGACGGUUUCUCUAACAUGGUCUGCCAUCCAAGGAUUUAGAGCUCACGUUUUAUCAAGAAUCCUACCCUCACCAAGCAUUGCUGACACUUAUGGACGAUGGGCUGUUAUCACUGGUUGCACCUCUGGAAUUGGACGUGCUUACACAGUAGAGCUUGCUCGUCGUGGGAUGAAUGUUGUUCUCAUCAGUCAAAAUAUAGACAAACUGAGCGACUUGGCGAAAGAAGUUGAAAUGGAUUACAGUGUUGAGACAAAGAUUAUUCAGGUAGAUUUUAGUGAAGGCAGAUCAAUUUACCAAAAAAUUGCUACAGAGCUUGAUGUCCUGGAUGUCGGAGUCUUGGUGAACAAUGUCGGUGUUCUGCAUGGCACUCCUUUAUAUUUUACGGAAUUAAGUGAAAAUGAUGUUUGGGAUAUGAUCAACGUUAAUGUCGGAGCCAUGACUAUGAUGACUAGAGUCGUUCUUCCAUCAAUGUUGAGAAGACAAAGAGGAAUCAUUGUUAAUCUCUCAUCCAUAUCAUCUAUAAAACCUGUGCCUCUCAUGGGAGUUUAUGCUGCAACAAAGGCAUACAUUGAUCAUCUAUCUCAGGCCCUAAGUGAAGAGUGCAGAGGAACUGGAGUAAAAGUUCAAUCACUCAUUCCUGGAUAUAUUAAUACGAGUAUGAUCAAGUCAUACCUACCACACCUUACUCAAAAUCCUUACCUAGUGCCAAAUGCCGAAAUGUUUUCCCGUCAUGCUAUUUCAACUAUUGGAAUUGUUGACCGUUCCACUGGAUACUGGUUGCAUGGUUUUUUUGCGUAUUUCAUGCAACUCUCACCAUCCUGGGUACAUCUUCGAAUAAGUCAUUGGUUAAACAGAAAUGUCAGAUACAAUAUUAUUAACAACGAGCGAAGUAAAGUAUCUCAAAUUAGCAAACACAGGUAGACAUGCCUUAUUAAUAUCUAUCUAUCAUGUUCCAGACAUUCCCCUUGUUCAUGUUGCCAGCACAGUCAAGAAUCUGAAAUAAAUUUGUUCCAUAUUUCUGAACGGUUGAUUAGUUGAGAAGUGUCAUAAGGUUGUUGUGUGCAAUUAUAUACCCUCACAAUGACUAGGAAUGUGAAGGAAAAUCCUCCAGAGUUUGUACUUAUAUGAACACAUGGCAAUUCCUAAUUCUUCCAAAGCACAUUUUGCUUAUUUUAUAUCCUGUAAUUUGCCACAUUUCUCUUGGAUGAUUUUCCAAAUCUCUGUCAAUAUUCCUAUUAUUAGCCCUUGGUCCUGUCAACUUGUGGCAGUGACGUCCGAAUGUCAUCCAUGUCCCGUGCUUUGUAUGUUUGAGAACUUUAGCAAUUACUCUUAGAACAGAGUAGGGAGUGUUGAGGGGUAAUCAGUAGAGUGUUGCACGCGAGGGAGAAUCUGCCUUCGGUGCGGGAAAUUACUGCCUCUACGGGCCACUGGUGCUGGCGCGGACAACUGGCAAAUUCUCCUUCGCGUGCAUAGUUCUAGUAAUCACUAAUCACCCUAAUUUUUUCAAACAUCACUAAUUUAGAAUCUCUGACUGUGUCCACAUGUAUAGCAAUCUUAUAAUGCAAUCACUAAUCAUACAGCAGCUGGGUUUUAAUGUGAGCUCAUUUAAAAGUUCAAAUUAAUGUACUUAUUUUAAACCUGUUCAGAAAAAACAGUUUUUUUAAUUUUUGGUAUGUGUAGUUCAUUGUUUAUCAGGCUAUGAAGUACGCAAUCUAGUCAUUUUCAGCUAUGUUUUGGUUUUAUGUAAUUGAAAAGAUAUUAAAAAUUGAGUUUCAUAUGUGAAAA